AAUGUGUCAACAAUAUAAUUUUCUCAUAUAAACUACAGGUUUUAAAUCAAAUUCAAAAUUACGCCAGUGAUAAAUUAAUGCUAAACCAGACAGUAUCUCAAUGAAAAUGGCUCAAAGCCCUAGAAAAUACGGGCAAACUGGUUCGUUUUCGUUGCCAACUAAACAAACAUCGAUGUGUUCUCUUAUUAUUUGGAAUAUUUCCAAGGCGCUUGAAAAGAAUCCAUGUAUGGAUUUAAGGCAUGCGAUGCGCUCGGCGCACGAGCGUUUCGAUCGUGAGUCGCGUGACGAGAUCGAAAUGAUCUCACAGACACCGGAGGAGCGGCAUCUCACUUGCGCGAUAUUAGCUUGGCAGCAGCUUGGACACAAGGACACUGACAGCCUUUAUCAAUUCAUCGAACAGAAUCGUAAUAAACCCGUUCAACAAACUUCCGAGAAUUUAAAUAACACGAAUAUUGAUUCUGUCAACAACACAAGUGUAUCUUCCAAAUCAAAAGAUUUGUAUCUCGAACAACCAGUGUAUUCUAAAGACAUUGACUCCAAAUAUUUUGACACCAAAUCACUAAUGGGACCCGUGGUUAAACUGCCAAGAGAAACGAAAAUUAUUAUGCGCAUGGAGAGCACACCUUGUUCACACCAUGCUACCAGAAAAACGCCGAAAAAUUCAAAAGACAUAAUUAACAAAAUAGAUGCCGCGUGCUGCAUGGAUUCGGCUUGUGUGCAACGCUUAGCAGAUUUGGACACAGCUGUGUGUGAGCUAAGAAACCGAGCGGCAAAACUCGCUCGUCGUGAAGCUGAAAGGGUUGAACUGCUAGAACGUGCUGAAGCCGCCUGGAAAGACUUGGAACUUGGCUACCAACGUCGUCUUAGAUUAGCGUUAGAGAAAGAAGACGAUACGACUAAACAAAUAAAAAAGACAAUAGAUGAACGCAACGGAUACAAGAACGCAUGCACUGACUUGGCCAAGAAUGUUAAAGACCUUGCACUGGUCGCUGAGGAGGACCGAGAUAAACUAACGUUGGUCGAGAAUGAUUUGUGUGAUCGCGCUUGUGUGCGUCUACGACUGAGUGAAGAGGCAGCGCGAGGUGAUAGUGCACUAGCGGAAGAGCUUUGCAAAGCAGCUCAAAUGGAUCGAGAUCUUCAAUUUAAAGAGGACCAAGUUCGCAGAAAAGUAACAGUUCUAGAAAGCGAAAUACAGUCCGCAAGAUGUUUAACGCACGAAGCAGAAAUAGCACUACGCGCGGAACUGAGUAUGCUUAAGGAACAGAUUACACAAGUUUCAAAUCAGCUUUUGGCUGGCGAGUCUGAGGUUAACCAAAUUAAAUUACAGCUCGAAGAAUUACGUUCAGAGAAAGAAGGCUUAUUGGAAGAUCUGGAUGGUUGCAAGGUAAUGUGCGAUAAUCGCAUGCUGGGGAAAGUUAAUGAGUUGAAGCAGAAGAGAGAGGAACUAAUGCAACUUAAGGAAAAAGUGAUAGAAUGCAGAUGCAAAUUUCCUCUGGAUGAAGCGAUAGAAGUGAAGCGAACUCCUUCUCUUGCUGCCCUUUGUCAAUGCACUUCUGAGGAAAAACAACUAGAUACGUGCUCAUGUACUUCCAUUCGUACCCAACUCUUAUCUAGCUUACUCUCAGAUUUAUUCGGAGGACUCCAGUCUGAAUUAGGUGGAUCUGGAUCAACGAUGCCAUGCCAGUUACUUAAAUGUCUAGAAGAUAAACAUAACUGGGACCGUUCUAGUGUUGUAAAAUCAAACCUGCGAAAUUUCUUUGAGCAAUUACUCGUUGGAGAGCUAGACAUUGCUAUUGCUACGUCUAUUGAAAAAUACCACGCAAAAUGGAUUGGUAGAUCUUGCGCGGAUCGGUCACAAGUAAUGUCUUAUAGCAUGAAUGCAAACGAUUCCUGGCAGGAGCAAAAUAUAGAGCGUAGAGCACAGAAGAUAGCUACGAAACUGGCAGAGCAACUUUUUAACGAGAGAGCUGAUCAAAUUACAAAAAGAGCCAAAGAAAUUAUGACUAAAGGACCACCUCCCUGUGAAUGCCAGCCUCAAUGUAAGCUAUUUCAGUGUCUCGUUAAAAGACCAAAUACCACACAGAUUGCUCGAAAAAACACGGAGAUUCCACCCUCAUACUUUAAACGUACAUUACAAGAUGUCACUCAACUUAAGGUUCAAGUUGAAGAUCUUAGGAAGGAGUCAGUCAAAAAGGAAGAUCUACGGCUGAUGGAAGGGAAAAUAGCAAGAAUAGUCAAACGAGCUUCGAAACAGAAUGGUAUUCCAUUAACAAACAAAAAAAUUAAACGUAGUAAGGACGCCGAUGAAAAAAUUAGUGAAAAUACAAAAACAUCACCUCAAAAUGGCAAAACUUUAGGGCAAAUAGAUCAUUCUGAGAAUAGGGUGUCUUAUAGUAUAAAACAAAAUAUUAAUAAGCCUAAACAAAAUGGAGGUAUAGAGAAUAAAAAGAAAAAACUAUUAAAAAAUAUUGAACAGUCAUUUGCUGUAAAUUUAUGCUUAUGUGGAACACGAGAUAACUCGAUGCAAGAUCCUCCACAGAAGGAUAAAAUUCAACAAAAUAUGUCAAAAAAUAAAAUGGAUACCAUACCUAGUUACCAAAUAUCACAAAUAUCACCAGGAGAAGAUGCAGAUACUCAAGCCAAUCAAUUUCCAACGCAGACUAGUUGUCCAAGUGGAUGUGUUUGUUUUCAUAAAAUUCCGUCUAACACUUCAAUUGAAAAACUUUUGGAAACUUUAUUAAACAGGAAAGGAGAAAAAAAUUACGUAAGUUAUAAAGCGAUGUUGUACAACCAAAGCAAAGAAAAUCAAACAAAUGACAAAAAACUUUCUGAAAAUGUAUGGAAAAAUAUAAAACAAAAUAAGUCUUCCGUACAUUUAACAGUUCAUGGAAUAGACAAAAUAUUGCUAGAGAAUAAUAUUCCACCUACGUAUCCCAAUGAUCUUGUACCGGAAUGUUAUUCUUAUAAAGAUGGUCAUGAUAAGGGUACGGAUUACGAUGUUUUGCCGAAUACAACAGAUUCUGAAUAUAUAGGGGCAGUUAAUUUAGAUAAAAGUAAUGAUAAUUCUUUCAAAUAUACAAACCAUAAUUAUAAUAAACCAAAAUAUGGCGACGGACCAAAUAUAUGUAUGAAAACAUCUGAAGUAAUCAAAUCGGAUCAAACCCAUAAAAUACAAAUUCCAAACAGUUGUAAACUUGAUUUUAAAAAGGAAUCACAAGUUUAUUCUGUCCAGACCGGUUCUAGAUUCAAAAAUGUUGACAAAGAAUUACCAAACAUUAAUACAAAUAAAGAAGUAAAAAAUUUAGAUGAAUGUAGGAAUUCGUAUGUUGGAGAUGUUUUAAAAAAAUCUGAUUUAUUAUCAGACGAUUGCGACUAUUAUGUAAAAUUUUUGGGAGUUACACUUACAAAUGUUUUUAAAACUACUAAAGAAAGUGACGAAAAUAAUACAAUUUCUACUUUUCCUAACCUUAGUAAAGAUAGCCCCAAUACUUUAGAAGUAAAACCAAGAUCUCAAACAUAUCUAAAAAAUCUGACAAAUUCGGAAUUACAAUAUUCACCAAUUAAAAGAGACUCGAAACUCUCAAAUAUAUUAUGUAAUGAUAAAAAUAAAAUCUUAAUAAAUACGCCAGACAUAAUAAAUGACGAUCAAACAAAAUGUGUUUGUUGUAACAAGGAUGAAUAUAAAGACUUAGAGUUAAAUGCUUUUAAUUUACUUGAAGAGCAUUUAAGAGAAAAAUUAGUAGAAUUUCAACGUUCUUCGUAUAAAUCAGAACGUAUUACAGCUGAAGAAGAAAAAGUACUAUUUUCAAAUAUUUUAACUAAAGUUAAGGAAGUAGUUUCAGAAAAUACAAAUCGAUUGAGUUGUAAAUGCAUGGGACUUAACGUCAAUGAAGAAAGUUGGAAAAGAGCUUAUUGUUUGUUACAAGAAUACUUAAAGGUCAAAAUGAAGCGAGCUCAGUGCUCUUGUAUUACUAACGAUAGUAGUAUAGAAAACAGUUUACCUGCUAUUUUGGAUAAGGUUUCUAAUUUGAUUGAUAAUGAUUUUCAGCGUUUAAGAGAUAAAUGCAAAUGUAUAAACGAAAAAAGUAUCGGAAAUGUUUUGUUAAAAAACUCAAAAGAACAGAUGACUGAAUCAAUAUUGCAAUAUAAUGAUACGGUUGCUCAAUUUAAUACUAGUAAAACAAGUAACCAGCAUGCAAAUAAUUUGGAAGAUACGUCUGUUCAGGCAAUAUCUAUUCUUGUUGAUAAUAAAUCGUGUGAGGCGUGUGAGUACAACAAUUUAAAAAAAAAUAAUACAGCAGAGAAAAAAGUUUCUUGUGAAUUUAAAAGAGGCUACAUAAUUGAUUGCAAAUGUCGGUAUACUUUUAGUGAACCAUGUUAUUUAGAUUUAAAUGCGACUGCCAAUGCGAAUCAAUCAAUAACUAAUAAUAUAAAAUUUAAAUGUAAUAAAUUACAGGCACUGGAAAUAAGCAAUAACACGCCGGCUAGUAUUUCAUCAAAUUUAGUAAAAGAACAACUGAAAGUACCUAAGAGAAAAGUUACCAAAAUAGCAGAUCCAAAAUGCACACAACAGUGUAGUGGAAAUAAAUCAAAUUGUUCGUGUGUUCGCCUAGUUGACAUUUGUCAUUGCAAUAAAUCCACAGUGGAAACAAAUUAUGAGAAAGAUGAUCGUAUAUCGGAGUCAUUACAAGAAAAUCCAUCCAACAAUUUAUUUUAUAUCAUGCAUAGAAUACCCACUUCUAUAAGAUCAGAACAUCUUUAUAUAAAUAAAAGCAUCGGUAGUGCUUGUGAGCAGAAAGAUUUAACAAGUUCUUGUGAUGUGGAAACAAUCACUGCUGAUAACGAAGAAGAAAUUAUCUUAAAAUAUUCAAAGGAGACAUGUUGUGUAACAGAUACUUCAAAUAACACUAGCUUAAGCAAUGUCACCAAACAUAAAAAAGAUUCAUCAAAUUGGUAUGAUUGUAAUGCGCGACAAAUUGACGAUAAUGAAUAUGAUGAAACAGAUUAUGUAUUAAAGAAAAAUUCGCUUUACGAUUCGUUGUAUCUUCCCACUGAUCAAAUUUCUCAAUAUAAAAAAUAUAAAGACGAUAAAGAUAGUAACGUAAAGGACCCAGGAAUUUGUAAUUGUAAAGUGGUACCCAUAUGUCAUGUAAAAAUGUUAGUGGAGAGUAUUGAACAAAAACUAGUUCAAUCAAAGUGCAUUUGUGAUUCUUUGAGCUCACGAGUUUGUCCAAUUCAUGCAAAGGAAGAAUUUUAUUUUAAUUAUGCCAAUAUAAAUUCAAAAAUUAUAUAUAUGGACAGUGUCAAAAAUACUGUCAAAAUGGAAGAAAAACCAGGUGAAGUAAAAAAAAGAAAUAAACCAAAUAUAGUAUCGAGACUGUUUAUUUGUUGGAUUUGUCCAGUUCUAUUCAAAGGAAAUAAAAGGGACAUAGAAGAAAAUGACCUAAUAAUUCCUAGCAAGCAAUAUGAUUCCGACAGGCUUGGAGGAAGAUUGGAAAGAUAUUGGCUAGAGGAAUACGAUAGAGCUCUGCGGGAGAAUCGUAAGCCGUCACUUUGGAAAGCAUUCAUAAAGGCGUAUUGGUUAGCAUAUCUUCCUGGAGCAUGUCUUCUUUUGGUCAAUGCCACGGCAAGGACUGUUCAACCUUUACUUUUUUCUGAGCUUCUAUCUUACUGGUCUGCUAAUGCAAGUCAAUCUAUAACAAGACAAGAGGCUGGUUUUUAUGCGAUUGGAAUGUUAGCGCUUAAUUUAGUCGGUGCUUUAAGCCAGCAUCAUAACAGCUUGUUUGUGACUCGAUUUAGCUUAAAAAUGAAAGUAGCGUGCUCAUCACUAAUAUAUAGAAAAAUACUGUGUAUGAACCAAGUGUCUAUUUCGGAAGUAGCAGCUGGAAAAGUGGUGAAUAUACUAUCAAAUGAUGUGGCUCGUUUUGAUAUGCCAUUCAUGUUUCUGCAUUAUUUAUGGUUGGUCCCAGUACAAUUAGCCAUCGUGUUGUACUUUUUGUAUGGAGCCGGUGGAUUUGCGCCGUACGUUGGACUUUUUGGUGUUGUUCUCCUAGUUUUACCUAUACAAGCUGGUCUUACAAAACUCACGGCUAUUAUUAGACGGAAUGUAGCACAAAGAACUGACAAACGAAUUAAGUUAAUGAGUGAAAUUAUAAAUGGAAUUCAGGUUAUAAAAAUGUAUGCCUGGGAGAAGUCGUUUCAGCAUGUGGUAAAAGUGGCACGAGCAUUUGAGGUCGCCGCGCUUAAGAAGUCAAUAUUCGUUCGCAGCGUCUUUUUAGGAUUCAUGAUGUUUGCAGAGCGUAGUACUCUGUUCCUUACGGCGUUGACUUUCAUUCUUUCGGGCAAUUUACUAAGAGCUGAUACGAUAUAUCCUAUCAAAGUAUUUCUUGGGAUAGUGCAGAUGAAUUUAACUUUUAUUUUACCACUUGCAAUUGCAAGUCUGUCAGAACUAAAAGUCUCUUUAGGGCGAAUACAGAAUGUAUUAAUAAAGGAUGAAAGAGAAGAUUUAUCAAUGUUAAAGAAACACACAGCAUCUAUUGUCCCAGUCGACUUUAACGGAAAAAUGACGACCAUCGAUUCAAACUCAAUAGUAGUACGAAAAUAUUCCUCAAAAGAAAAUUACAGACCUUCUAUUGUUAGUCCACGCACUUCAGUAGUAGGUGAAACCCUAGUUGAACUGUCUGGUGUGAGUGCUUCAUGGAAUGCGUCUAAAAGUCCCGAAGAUGUGACACUCAAGAACAUAACUAUGCACUUAAGGAAGGGAAAGCUAUGUGCUAUUAUAGGAGCUGUUGGAUCGGGAAAGUCGUCAUUACUGCAAGUGCUUCUUCGUGAACUGCCAGUGAACAGUGGUAAUUUGACUAUUAAAGGAAGCAUGUCGUAUGCUUGUCAAGAGUCGUGGUUAUUCCCAGCAACAGUGAGGGAAAAUAUUUUAUUUGGAUUGCCAUACGAUGUAAACAGGUACAAUGAGGUUUGUCGAGUAUGUUCCCUUUUGCCGGAUUUCAAGCAGUUUCCAUACGGUGAUCUGUCAUUGGUGGGCGAACGAGGUGUGUCUUUGUCGGGAGGACAGAGGGCUAGAAUUAAUUUAGCGAGAGCUGUUUACAGAGAGGCUGACAUAUAUUUACUAGACGAUCCGUUAUCAGCUGUUGAUGCUAAAGUCGGUCGACAGCUGUUCGAAGGAUGUAUACAGAAAUACUUGAGUGGACGGACACGCAUUUUAGUGACGCAUCAAGUACAUUUCCUCAAGGCCGCAGAUUUUAUUAUUGUUUUAAAUGAGGGCUCAAUCAAAAACAUGGGUUCGUACGAUGAUUUGGUCAAAUCUGAAAUAGAGUUUUCUACUUUGGUAUCAGACGAUAAGGAGAAUAAAGUUGAAGCGGACAUUCAAGAGGAUGAACGCAGACCAGUGCUUCAACGUGGAAUGUCACGAAUGUCAGUUAGAAGUGAUGAUAAAGACACUCGGGAAGAAAAGGAACAAGUCUUGGUUGCAGAAGAAAGGGCAAAAGGAAAUCUUAAAUGGGCAGUUAUUCAGAAUUAUCUGUCAUCAGUUAAGUCUUGGCUUAUCGUGUUCAUGGCGGUUUUCUCAUUGCUGUUAACUCAGGCUGGAGCGACUUUCUCAGAUUACUGGCUAAGUUAUUGGACAAAUCAAGUGGAUGAGUACGAGCAAUCAUUGCCGCCUGGGGAGGAGCCUGACACCAGUCUUGGCACGCAAGUAGGGCCAUUGACGACUGGUCUAUAUCUCUGGAUCUACGGUGGAGCUGUAUUAUUUAUAAUUAUUAUGACACACGUAAGAAUAACAGCUUUCGUGGUCAUGGCAAUGCGCGCUUCUCAAAACUUACAUGACACGAUGUUUAAGAAUUUACUCACGGCCGUGAUGAGGUUCUUUGAUACGAAUCCAUCAGGUCGAGUUCUUAAUCGAUUUUCCAAGGACAUGGGCGCUAUGGAUGAAAUGCUUCCCCGUAGCAUGCUCGAGACGAUUCAGAUGUACCUGUUUGUUACGAGCGUGCUAGUACUGAACGCAUUGGCGCUGCCUUGGACAUUAAUACCGACAGCAGUACUGCUGUUCAUAUUCGUUAUACUCUUGAAAUGGUACUUAAAUGCAGCCCAGGCUGUUAAGAGGCUGGAGAGUACUACUAAGAGUCCCGUUUUUAGUAUGAUAAACUCAACAAUGUCUGGCUUAUCAACUGUUAGAAGUUCCAAUUCUCAAUACAGGCUGCUUAAAAUGUUCGACGACGCUCAGGAUCUCAAUUCGAGCGCCUUAUAUACAUUCUUGGGUGGUUCAAGUGCUUUUGGGCUAUUCCUGGACUUGUUAUGUCUCGUGUACCUUGGAGUUAUACUUGCAGUAUUUAUUUUAAUAGAUUUUGGUUCUUGGAUAGCUGUGGGCAGCGUGGGUUUAGCUGUGAGCCAGUCCAUGACUCUAACCAUGAUGCUACAAAUGUCGGCGCGUGUCACCGCCGAUCUCCUCGGGCACAUGACUUCUGUGGAACGAGUUCUGGAGUACUCCAAGCUACCUGCCGAGGAAAAUAUGGAAGAUGGACCGACUCAAGCACCACCGAAUUGGCCUUCAGAUGGACAAAUUCAAUUCGAAAACGUCAGUUUGAAAUAUGGAGCCGAAGACCCACCGGUUCUUAAAGAUUUGAAUUUUACAAUAAAUAGUGGAUGGAAGGUUGGUAUCGUCGGAAGGACGGGUGCCGGUAAGUCGUCGCUGAUGGCUGCCUUGUUCAGACUCUCAAAUAUCGAGGGCAGUAUUAAGAUCGAUGGUAUCGAUACCUGUGGAAUCUCUAAAAAGGAUUUAAGAUCGAAAAUAUCAGUUAUACCACAAGAGCCGGUUCUAUUCUCUGCUACGUUGCGAUACAAUCUGGAUCCGUUCAAUCUCUACAGCGACGAUGAAAUUUGGAAAGCAUUAGAACAAGUGGAACUAAAGGACGCCGUGCAAGCACUUGACUUCCACGUGACAGAGGGUGGGACCAAUUUUUCCGUUGGACAGCGUCAGCUUGUGUGUCUCGCACGCGCUGUGCUACGCAAUAACAAGAUACUCGUCAUGGAUGAGGCCACGGCAAAUGUUGAUCCUCAAACGGAUGUCUUAAUCCAAAAGACUAUACGAAGACAGUUCGCGUCGUGCACGGUGCUCACGAUCGCGCAUCGUCUGCACACCGUCAUGGACUCUGACCGCGUCCUCGUGAUGGACAAAGGUCGCGUCGCAGAGUUUGAUCACCCAUACAUCCUACUCUCAAACCCCAACAGCUUGCUCAACUAUAUGGUUAAAGAGACUGGGGAGGGUAUGAGUAAUGUUCUCUACGAAACAGCCAAGGCGAAAUACCAAACAGAAGUCUCGUGAUUAAAUAAAUACUUAAUUAAAUAC
This is a messenger RNA of Vanessa tameamea, 9355 nucleotides long. RefSeq lists its product as uncharacterized. Lineage: Eukaryota; Metazoa; Arthropoda; Insecta; Lepidoptera; Nymphalidae. The transcript has 38 exons. The coding region runs from base 101 to 9331 and encodes 3076 amino acids. Gene Ontology annotation, biological process: transmembrane transport. Gene Ontology annotation, molecular function: ABC-type transporter activity; ATP binding; ATP hydrolysis activity. The record is from RefSeq and is a predicted model, not a curated record. Gene Ontology annotation, cellular component: membrane.